Hibiscus syriacus is the source of this 1676-nucleotide messenger RNA. RefSeq names its product protein CANDIDATE G-PROTEIN COUPLED RECEPTOR 7-like. Bases 91 to 1407 code for a protein of 438 amino acids. NCBI's taxonomy places the organism in Eukaryota, Viridiplantae, Streptophyta, Magnoliopsida, Malvales, Malvaceae. The transcript has a single exon. Gene Ontology annotation, biological process: transport. Gene Ontology annotation, cellular component: Golgi apparatus; membrane. The record is from RefSeq and is a predicted model, not a curated record.
CAAAUCGAUGUCCUUAGCCUUUUAAAUUCAGUCACUUUCUCCAUUUUCCUUCCCGUUCAAGCCACCCCGACCGCCGUGAAUCCUCCCAAAAUGACGAAAUUACCCUUGCGAAUCCCAAUCUUCCUCCUCCUCUCCAUCAUUUCCUCCACCACCGCCGAGAUCAAAACCCUAACCAUUACCUCCGACUCCCGCCCCAUGAUCCUCUUCGAGAAAUUCGGCUUCACGCACAAUGGAUUCGUAUCCGUCUCCGUGUCCUCCGUCGCCGUCACUUCCUCCGCCAAUGACCCCAACCCCGACGCUUCCCGCCUCGGCUUCUUCCUCAUGUCCGAAGAAGCUCUCCUCCAAGUCCUCCUCGAGAUUCAACAAAAUUCUCACUUCUGCGUCCUCGAUUCUCGCUACAUCCAGCACCUGUUCACCUUCGCCGAUCUCUCCCCACCUCCGCUCUCGCGUUUCAACCGCACUUACCCCGUUUCUUCCCCCAACGAAUACUCCCUCUUUUUCUCCAAUUGCGCCCCCCAAACCCGCAUUUCGAUGAACGUCCGCACCGAAAUCUACAACCUCGACCGCAACGGUUCGAAAGAUUACCUCUCCGCGGGUCUAACCCACCUCCCUUCCCUUUACACCGUCUUCUCGAUCUUCUACUUGGUCUUCUUGGGGUAUUGGAUCUACGUUUGUUAUACCAAUAAGCGAUCCGUACACCGGAUCCAUUUAUUGAUGUUCGGAUUGCUUUUAUUCAAAGCAUUGAAUCUGAUAUGCGCCGCCGAAGAUAAGCAUUUCGUUAAGGUCACCGGAACUCCUCACGGUUGGGAUGUUUUGUUCUAUAUUUUUCAAUUUAUCCGCGUCGUUUUACUUUUCACCGUCAUCAUUUUGAUCGGCACCGGUUGGUCGUUUUUGAAACCAUUUUUACAAGAAAGGGAGAAGAAGGUUUUGAUGAUCGUGAUUCCGCUCCAAGUUUUUGCAAAUAUUGCUUCGGUUGUGAUCGGAGAAACCGGGCCAUUCAUUAAAGAUUGGGUGACAUGGAAUCAGCUGUUUCUGCUGGUUGAUAUCAUCUGCUGCUGCGCCAUUAUCUUCCCGAUUGUUUGGUCGAUUCGAUCAUUGAGGGAAACCUCGAAAACCGAUGGCAAGGCUGCCAGGAAUUUGGCGAAGUUGACACUGUUUAGGCAGUUUUACAUUGUGGUGAUCGGGUAUUUGUAUUUCACAAGAAUUGUGGUGUUUGCUUUGAGGACGAUCGCCGCUUACAAGUAUCAAUGGGUUAGUAAUGCGGCGGAGGAGACAGCUAGUUUUGCAUUUUAUUUGGUUAUGUUUUACAUGUUUAGGCCGGUGGAGAAAAAUGAAUACUUUAUUCUUGACGAUGAAGAUGAAGAGGCUGCUGAAAUUGCUCUCAGAGAUGAAGAAUUCGAGCUCUGAAAUACAGGGGCUGCUGGAACGAGAAUUCACACGAGGGUAUGGGAUUAGUUCGAGGUUGGUUCUUAGUGAAUUUUACGGAUACAAAGCUGCUGCUCUUCUCUUGUUCUUAGUAUGUUUAACUUGUUGCUGAAAUUUGAAUAUGUUUUGAUUGUUAUUAUAUUUCUACCUCCUGUUCUUAUUAUGUUUAACUUGUGACUGAAAUCUGUAUUUCUUACUGCUUAAUGAGUUUCUCUUAGCUGGUUGAAAUUUAAAAACAAGCGUUCAAGUUU